AGUAAGUGCGUCCACUUAUAUCAGUGCAUUCAUAACAGCCUAACCAUUGCUAAACUUCUGUUCGACCAAAUAAGCCUCAUGUAGCAAAUUAACAAUUACAUUUUAAGGUUGACCAAAUUCGACACUCAUUGACCGCCAUUAAAAAAAAAUCAUAAUUUUGUGGUGGUUUUAUUUUCGUGGACAGAUUUUGGGCGGAAGUAAACCCUCUCGCUUCGCCUCUUCCUCGCUGUUCGGACACCCAGCGAUUAUUCAAAGUUUAGUAACAUUUGGAAUUGUUUUACUAUCAAGGGGUAGUUAUCGAACAUUUAAUUCGGGAAAAGAGAGCAGCGUUGUGAUGGCGAAGAGGAUCGCUGACAAAGAGCUGACCGACAGGAACUGGGAUCAGGAGGAUGAAGGAGAGGAGCAGGCAGGGACGUUUUCCAUCGCUAGUGAUGAUGUCAUGAAGAGCAGGCCCAUCAAGAAGGCCAAGCGUCGGGCUGCUGGUUCAGAGGGGCAGAGUGGAGGAUCGUUCAAAGGGUUUAAAGGGUUCUCCCUGGCCCCUCCGUCGGGAACCGGGCCAGCCACGGGGGGAAUCACGGCCUUCUCCGGGUUCGGGAAUGGGGCAGGGUUCAAACUGUCCAAUGGGAACAGUGUUACACCCGUCACUCCAGCCUUCACCGGGUUCGCCUCGCCUGCUGCCACCAAGACCACCACACCUGGUUCAUUAACAUUCAGCGGCCCCCCCUCCAGCGGUGACAUCACAGAGCAGCAGCCUAACGGUUCCUCCCCCGUGGUUUCCAGUCUGUCUCUGAGCUCCGGCUCCUGUACCUCCUCUGACAACCAGGAGUACAGGAAGCAGCUCACAGCGCUCAACUGCUCGGUCAGGGACUGGAUCACCAAGCACGUCAACAGGAACCCUCUCUGCGACCUCAACCCCAUCUUCAGGGACUAUGAGAAGCACCUGGCCAGCAUCGACAAGAAGUACGGAGGGGCUGGAGGGAGUGGCGCUGUGGCUGGGGGCUCGGCGAGCGGUAGCAAGGCAGCAGCACCGGAGGAGAAGCAGCCAGCCGGUACCACACCCCCCUCCUCCUCUAGUACCGCCGGCUCGGCAGCCACAGCUCCACUCUUCUCCUUCAGUAAGGACAAGGACGGCACCGCUCCAGCCUCGGAGAAAAGCUCCAGCGCCGCUCCUGCUCCGCUCCCCGCUGGCAUCAGCUUUAACUUGGGCCAGAAGGGGUCCCUGAGCUCUGGAGGAGCUCCUAACGUCUCCUUCUCCUCCUCCUCCUCCUCUUCCUCCUCCCUGUUUGGAGGCACCUCUCUUCCUAGCUUCUCCUUCAGUGGGGCCAAGGCUGAGGCUGUCCCCACCCAGACAACAG
Molecule: messenger RNA, 1355 nt
Organism: Coregonus clupeaformis (lake whitefish)
Lineage: Eukaryota; Metazoa; Chordata; Actinopteri; Salmoniformes; Salmonidae
Product: nuclear pore complex protein Nup50-like
Exons: 5
Cellular component (GO): nuclear pore
Source: RefSeq, a predicted model, not a curated record